UCUGUUUCUUUACGAUGACGAUGGAACGACCCAAACUUGUCGUGCUCUUAACAUUGAUGGUGACCGCUACUGCAGUGUCAAGUGUAAACGACACAGUCAUUGAAAGAAGCAAGGGCUGCAAAGACUGCUGCUCGAUAACAAUAGAAGACAUCCACGUUGCUCCUGGUGCGCCUGGUGGUCCCGGAGAGCAAGGAAAGAAAGGAGACAGAGGUGACAAAGGCGAGAGCGGAUUGACUGGAGAGAAAGGGUCGCCAGGAAUCUCUAAUAUAAAUUUGUGCUCUAGUGCCAUAAGAGGGUUACUACGAUAUGACCAAGAAGUCAAGGAGGCAGAGUACUGUGACGGUACUCAAUGGUUGAAUCUAUUACCAGGAAGUUCAGCUAUGUUCCCUGCAUUAUCAUGUAAAGAAAUAGCAUCAUCCAAAAGUGGACAGUACUGGAUUAAACCAUCCUUUAAUGAUCCUCCAUUUAAGGUAUUCUGUGAUGCGAGUGAAGGUUGGACUUUGAUCAUGAAGAUAGACGGAAAGAAGCAAACAUUUACUUAUGCCAGCGACUUGUGGUCGAACAAGAAAACAUUUCAAUCAAACAAUUUGGAUUUAGAUAACAAAGAAACAAAACUGGCUUCGUAUUGGACACUGCCAUUUACUGAACUCCGUUUGGGAAUGAAAGUAGAUGGAACGAUCAGAUGGAUCACCUUCAGCUAUAGUGCAUCAUCUCUCUACAGUCUUAUUGCUGAUGGACAGUACAGAAGCACACGUAUUGGUAAGAGUAAGUGGAGAAGUUUACUGCCAACAUCAUCUCUGCAAAGAAAUUGCAACAAGGAAGGAUUCAACCCAAAGCCAGACCGCCCUGGCUCAAGCGGGGGCAUCUUAACUGCACGAGCACGUCUGGGAAUUAUUGCUAACGAACAAAAUAACUGUGCCACUCCAGACUCUUUUCUUGGUUUCGGAACGCGGUACCCACAAGCAACGGACAAAAACAGUGCUGGAAACCAAGCGUGCUGUACUGCAGAGGACGGUCCUGUAAACCUCAAAGUCAUCGGCUACAUCAUGGCACGUUAGGACACACUUUGUGACCGUACAAAUGUCAGUUGCCGCUUUGUAGCAACUGCUAGCGACAAAACGUACAUUUUCAAAUUUAGUACGUUUGCUCUAGAUGGCUUAGACUUGCAUGCGCUCUGCUAACGCAUUUAGCAACAAAAAUUAAAACACAAAAU
Messenger RNA from Corticium candelabrum, 1213 nucleotides. RefSeq lists its product as uncharacterized. The coding region runs from base 15 to 1058 and encodes 347 amino acids. The record is from RefSeq and is a predicted model, not a curated record. The transcript is spliced from 7 exons. Gene Ontology annotation, molecular function: oligosaccharide binding. Lineage: Eukaryota; Metazoa; Porifera; Homoscleromorpha; Homosclerophorida; Plakinidae.